Molecule: messenger RNA, 1662 nt
Organism: Recurvomyces mirabilis
Lineage: Eukaryota; Fungi; Ascomycota; Dothideomycetes; Mycosphaerellales; Teratosphaeriaceae
Exons: 2
Coding region: 1-1662 (553 amino acids)
Biological process (GO): SCF-dependent proteasomal ubiquitin-dependent protein catabolic process
Cellular component (GO): cytoplasm; SCF ubiquitin ligase complex
Molecular function (GO): protein binding
Source: RefSeq, a predicted model, not a curated record
AUGACAAACGCACUGCCUGAGGCGGAGGCCGAGCUCGAGGCAUUCCGCCAACGAUGGCGGGAAGAGGUGACGGCCAGGAACAAAAGACCUGGCAUAGCAGCCCGCGAGGCCUCCAGCACUGGACCUGAAUCUGGAUACAAAGGAACGCGACAGUCACGAGAUACGCUUUCAUCAAGUACGAAUACAGCACAACCGACGGCAGGUUCGUCUACUGCUCGACGGAAAGAUGCUUCGGACUUCGAGGAAAUUGUAGAACCCAAAGCAUACCAUGAUCUACCAGACAAAGACGAAGUGCUUAGACUGGGCGUGGAAGGCCAAGACCACAAUAGAGCCGCCUUGUUCAGAGAGCCGAGUACAGCCCUUGAGCAUUACGAACGAGCAGUCGACAAAGAGACAAACGGUCAGCUCGGAGACAGUAUAGCACAUUACCGCAAAGCAUUCAGGCUCGACUCGGGCGUCCACGAAGCCUACAAGAAGAAGCACUUCCCACCUUCCUCCUUUGUCAAGCCCAAACCUGAGCAGAUCAACCCGUCGAAUGCUUCUGUGACGGUACCCAAUACCGCCCACCACUCCCUGCAUGGUAGUACGGAUGUCCUGCCACGGACGCUUAAGCAGCUAGUUGAUAGCUUCUCGGCCUUGCAGAUUGAGCCGCCGCCUCCUGCGACCGAAGCCUCGCCAGCCGGGCGCUCGAGGAUCGCAGAGCUACCGGAAGAAAUACUGACGCAGAUCCUCCUCAACCUGGGUCUGAAGGAUGUGGCAUCAUUCGCGCGUCUCGCUCAAGUAUGUAAGCGACUGGCAUACCUAGUCUUGACCGAGGAUGCAAUCUGGAGGCGAAUAGCCGUCGGAGAGGAGUUUGGCUUCGCAGCCAUGAAGUACGACUACACCUGCGACAUCGAAGGUUUCCCCCUCGACGCCAACGACGCGAUCUCGCAAUACCUCCUCACCCACGACUCGCCACCCGAGGACCCCACCACCAUCCUCCCCUCCCACGAAGACCGCGCUCUAGCCUUCUCAGAUCUAACCACCCACCUCCUCCACUCAAUCUACGCCUCCUCCUGGCGCCAACUCUUCCGCUCUCGGCCCCGGCUAAGGUUCAACGGCUGCUACAUAAGCACAGUAAACUACACACGCCCCGGCGCCACCAACACCAACUCCUUGACCUGGGGAAGUCCAAUCCACGUAGUGACCUACUACCGCUACCUCCGCUUCUUCCGUGAUGGAACAGUAAUAAGUCUCCUCACCACCACCGAACCCGCAGACGUAGUCCAUCACCUCACACCCCAAAAUAUGAACAUCCACGCCCAUCACCGCGCUGACAGCCUCCUACCCAGCGCCGUAAUGAAAGACGCACUCCGCGGCCGCUGGCGUCUCUCCGGGCCCGCAAGCCUGACCAAAGAACCCUUUGACCCUUUCCAUCCCGAGCGAGAGCUCAGUGAGCCCGAGGGUGAAGUUCAUAUCGAGACUCAGGGGGCGACGUCAAAGUAUACUUACAGGAUGCUGCUGCAGAUGUCGCAUGCGGGGAAGGGGGCGAGGAACAAUAAGUUGGCGUGGAAGGGGUUUUGGAGCUGGAACCGAUUGACGGACGAUGUGGGGGAGUUUGGGCUGAGGCAUGAUAAGGCGUUUUAUUGGAGUCGGGUUAGGAGUUUUGGGAUGGGGUUGUAA